AAAAAACAUUGCUCAGCGGGCUUUAGGUGGUUUUUCUUGAUUUAUUCGUCUUCUGCUAUUUAUCGAAGUUGGUUGCAAUUCGAGUUCGAGGCAGUAGGUUUCCCAAAUUGGUGAAGAAGAACUCAGAUAGAUAAACUGCGUUAAGAUUUGAAGAAAGAAAGUUAGAGAGAUGUGUUCACCCAGCAAACGAAGAGACAUGGACGUCAUGAAGCUGAUGAUGACAGAUCAUAAAGUGGAGACGGUUAAGGACUCCGUGAGCGAGUUCAUUGUUGAAUUCAACGGUCCCCCUAACAGUUUGUACAGCGGCGGAGUGUGGAAGGUGAGGGUACAGCUGCCGGAUGCUUACCCAUAUAAAUCUCCAUCCAUCGUCUUCGUCAACCGCAUUUACCACCCUAACAUCGACGAGAUGUCAGGUUCCGUCUGCCUUGAUGUUAUCAACCAAACCUGGAGCCCUAUGUUCGUCUUUCUUCCCCAGCUUUUGCUCUACCCAAAUCCCACGGAUCCCCUGAACGAUGAAGCUGCAUUUCUGAUGAUGAGGGACCCGCCGAUUUACGAGCAAAUAGUCAAAGAGCACUGUACCCGGUACGCCAAGGCAGAUGAUAUCCAAGGCCAGCAUCAGAAAGAAGAUGAUGAAGAUGAGGCUGAUGAUGAUGACGACGAUUACAAGUCAUGUGAAGACGAAAUGGACACUGAAGGCAUUUAAUUAGCCCGGACUAUUUGUAAGAAAUUUGUAAGCAAUUGUGUGAUUCACAUCCACCAAACAUUCUUAUACAAAGUGGAAGUAUUCCUAGA
This is a messenger RNA of Nelumbo nucifera (sacred lotus), 792 nucleotides long. The record is from RefSeq and is a predicted model, not a curated record. Lineage: Eukaryota; Viridiplantae; Streptophyta; Magnoliopsida; Proteales; Nelumbonaceae.